Messenger RNA from Aspergillus candidus, 3768 nucleotides. RefSeq lists its product as uncharacterized. Gene Ontology annotation, molecular function: sterol binding; sterol transfer activity. NCBI's taxonomy places the organism in Eukaryota, Fungi, Ascomycota, Eurotiomycetes, Eurotiales, Aspergillaceae. Gene Ontology annotation, biological process: intracellular sterol transport. The transcript is spliced from 3 exons. The coding region runs from base 1 to 3768 and encodes 1255 amino acids. The record is from RefSeq and is a predicted model, not a curated record. Gene Ontology annotation, cellular component: endoplasmic reticulum membrane; cortical endoplasmic reticulum; mitochondrion.
AUGGAUCAAUCAUCAUUCCCCGAACCCCCGCCAGUUCCCGAAUCCGAUCAAGGGUUCACGAGACCCCUGCGCUCCUCCACCACCGCGGACCUGGAGACGACCGCAAGCCACAGCACCCGACGCUCCUCCAUCGAAUCCGUUUCCGAAAGACCCAAAUCACAACCCGGCGAGCACUCGGAUUCCGCAAAGGCUGGUUCCAGCGGAUUCUCGAAACUACUCGCCUCGCGCCGGAAGCGCAAGCAGGAGAAGGAGAGUCGAAAGCAGGCCGAGUUAGCCACCCAACACGAACGGGACGAUGAGGGAGACCCCGACGACCGUCGCCCCAUCGAGUCGCGCAGUGGCCUUUCCACCGCCUCGUCGACCAACGACACCGAAAGUUACCCGGAGAGAGAAGCGACCAACGUCAUAUUGACGGAUGAUUCCGAACCGGAUCGGACCCCGCCGUUGACGACCCGAAACUCACACACGGGCUUCUACACCACCUCCUCCCCCCUUUUAGCCUCGGGCGCGUCUGCCGAGAGCGAUGGGGCCCAAGCGGACGUCGAAUCCGCUGUCAGUGGUCCGAGCGGCGGUGCCGCCUCCGAAUCCACGGUCGACCACGACACUUCGCGCCCUUCCUCCCGACACGCCUCCACGCUGAGCGUUCCGCCGGACAGCGCGAAGAAAAGGGCGGUGUCGCCGGGUCGCCGGUUCAAGAAUCCCUUCGGCGGCGAUAAGGAGAAGAAAAGUUCCACCCGGGAUCGCGCGUCGUCGACCGCCUCCGUCGACAGCAAGAGAAGCCGGAAAGGCAGUCUGUCCUCCCGGAAGGCACCCGUGGUGGUCGCCGAAGAGCCCCCGCCGCUCCCGCCCAUCCGGACCGAACUCCUGGAGGAGAAGCCUGUCCCGCCGGUGGACGAUGCCGCCCCGCGGACCCCCCCGCGGACCGCUCUCCCCGCCCCCCAGACCACCGUCACUCCUCCGAGUCCCCUCCCCGGGCAACACAACCUCUUCUCGUCGCCCGACAUGGUCACCUCCCCCGAAUCGUUGGAUUCGAAGAAGUCCAUUCUUCCCUCCGGGGUGGUGGUCAGUCCGUCCGGGAAUAUGAUCUCCCACCGCCGGGUGCGCUCGGCGUCGGCCGCCGGUCACAAGCCCAGUCGCCUGUCGAACUCGAUCUCGGCCAUCGGUCCGCCCCUGGAGGAGACCAAGGCGAAUCCUGUGGCGCAGCAGAGCGGCUUCUUUUCCUCGGUGUUUUCGGUCGCCCAGAAUGCGGCGUCCACGCUCAGUAGCUCACUCAAUGCGCAGCAAAAACCCCGCAGCCCCGCGCAACCCAUGGCGGCCGAAUCGGACGUCACGGUGUCGGACGGCGCCGACGGCUCGAGUCCGGCUCCCGAGGAGCAGAAGAAGCCGCUCGCGGUCGACACGCUGGGAUCGGGCGAUCUCAAUUUCGACCACUUGGAUAUCGCUAUCCCUCCGGGGGGGUCGGUCUCGACCCCCGAUGGUGUGGUCAUCACGAAGCCGCAGGCCCCGUCGGAAAAGCGCCGGACCCCGGCGGUCUAUCGGCAAGAUGAGGAGGCCGCGAAGGCCGAGGGGCGCCGCGCCGCGCGUGCCGUCACCAUGGCCUACGAGAAACCCGCCGACAUCUCCGUGCGUCCGCCGUCGGACGAGAGUGUCGAGCAACGGUCGACCGCCUCGCCGCCCCACGAUCCCUCCGGGGAUUCCACGCCCCCGAACAGCAGCCUCCUCGACGGCGAGACCGAGGCCGCCCAGCGGGAUCGGAGCAGCAGCGUGCAGAGCCGGCUGGUCCCGCGCCGACACCGCGGCUCGUCGGCCGCCACCGCCUCGACCAUCGGUGCUGCGGCCGCGGGGGCGACCCUGGCUCUGGGGAUCCCUGGCGGGAACUCCAGCGUGCCCCGCCUGACCGGAUUCGCCGUCGCCAGCAAGAAGCGGAACCGGGAUUUCCACCAGCUGUUCCGCAGCGUCCCUGAGGACGAUUACCUGAUCGAAGACUACAGCUGCGCGUUGCAGCGCGAGAUCAUUCUGGCGGGCCGGAUCUACAUCUCCGAGGGGCACAUCUGCUUCUCGAGUAACAUUCUGGGCUGGGUGACCACUCUGGUCAUCAGCUUUGACGAGGUGGUCGCCAUCGAGAAGGAAUCCACCGCCAUGGUGUUCCCCAACGCCAUCGCCAUCCAGACACUGCACGCCCGCCACACAUUCCGCAGUCUGCUCAGCCGCGAGUCGACCUACGACCUGAUGGUCAACAUCUGGAAGAUCAACCAUCCGACCGUCAAGAGCUCCGUCAACGGGACCCGCGUCGCGCAUGGGACGGGCGACAAGACCGAGAAGGCCGGCGAGAGCGACGACAGCGACGCCGAGGAUGAGAUCUACGACGAGGACGAAGAAGGCGACAACGCCGACAGCUUCUUCGAGCCCGGGGACGACAGCGUGGCCGGCAGUGAGCGGUCCGCGCCCACGAAAAGCCUCAGCCGACAGGCCUCAUCGGGGGCCCUGCAAACGGCCAACGGCGCCGGGGCGACCGCGUCCGGGAACGCCAAUGGUGCCUCCAAGGGCACGGCCGGCGACGGCGAUACCGACUUCCCGGGCCCCCCCACUCACGGCCCCACCGAGUAUACCGACCCCGCUGGCCAGUACGAGAAAGUCGUCAAGGAUGAGAUCAUUCCGGCGCCGCUCGGGAAAGUUUAUUCCUACGUCUUUGGCCCCGCGUCGGGUUCCUUUGUGCCCAAAUUUCUCGUGGAGAACCAGAAGUCGGGCGAGUUGCAGUUUGAGAGCGAAAAGAAGGGUCUCACCAACGACAGCCGGACGCGGAAGUACUCUUAUAUCAAGCCACUGGGCGGAGCCCCGAUCGGUCCCAAGCAAACCAAGUGCAUCAGCACCGAGUAUCUCGACUUCUUAGACCUAGAGAAGGCGGUCCUGGUCACGCUCACGACCCAAACCCCCGAUGUGCCCAGUGGGAACGUCUUCUCCACGAAGACCAAGUACCUGUUCACCUGGGCCGCGGGGAAUCAGACGCGAUUCUUGAUGAGCUGCACCAUUGAAUGGACGGGGAAGAGCUGGCUCAAGGGUCCUAUCGAGAAAGGUGCCAUGGAUGGCCAGACCACUUUCGGUACCGAUCUUGUGAACGCGCUCAAAGCUGCCGUGGCUCCUCGCGCUCGCGCCACUGGCAAGGGCAAGGGCCGGCGGAAGAAGACCGACAUCGCCCGGGAAGAAGCGGCCGCGGCCGUCGCGGCGGCAAAGGCCGCCAGCGAAGCCACUGCCCGCGAGAACGAAUCUUGGGGCUUCUUGGAGCCGCUCCAUGGUCUGCUGGGACCCGUGGGCGACAUUAUCAAGCCCCUGUGCACCGGCAACGUCGCCAUUGUGGUUAUCGGUCUCUUACUUUUGAUGCUCUUCUUCCGCAGUCCAUCGAAGCCGCCCUCUAUUCUGUCGCACGACAUUGGAUGCCCUGGGUAUUCGCUCCCGCAACGCCUCGCUGCCUACGAGGAGAUGUGGCGGAGGGAGGAGAGUGAACUCUGGAGCUGGCUCGAAGACCGCGUGGGCAUGGAUGGCAUGGCCUUCCCCAACGUCCACAAGCCAUUCGAGAUGCAUAGCCGCCGGGGGUCUCGCAGGACUCCUGGUGAGCGUGAAGUCCACGAGAGACUAGGCGAAGACAAGAUGUCUGAUCGUGAGAUGGACCAUGCGAUUCGGACCACCCGCGAGCGACUCGACACCUUGGAGAGGAUCUUGACCAAACGCCGGUCUCCUUCGGAGGCAGAAGCCUCCCAUCUCGAGCUGUAG